UUUCUUACCGCGGUCUCUCUUGGGUCUCAUAUUGGUCAAGCAAGCCGAAGUGAAAAUUUUGUUUUAUUGUUUUUUUAUUUCCAAAUUUGGUCCAGUAAUUAAGAUUUCCAGAUCAAAGGAACUAUUAUCAUGCAAUUCUCCUGUUCCAUGAUCACUUUCCUCUCUGAUGGAUCUAAUUAAUGGCGAUUAGGGAAUGAUCAGAUGUAUUAAUCAUUGUCUUCAAUUCUUGUAUUUCCCUUUGAUUUUAUGCUCUUUAUAAUGGAAUAUAUUUGCUUCCAUUUUUUUCAUUUUUAUAUUCUUCAGUGUAAAGAACGCUGGAAAAAGAAAUUGAUGCAUAUAAUUGUUCUCUUUUGGAUAUUCAUGGUCAAACAUUCAUUAUUUGUAUGUUUACAACUGUGUUUUUUCCUUUGAUACAUUGUUGUGUUUGAUUUUUAGUGGAUUUGGGGUAACUGUCUAUGGGAUGACGCCAGUUGUCAACCUUCGGCUUUCUUCAGACUGCUUAGGGUUUUGAAAAUGUUUAUUAUUGUUUUUUUAUUAUUAUUUUUUUCAAUGUUUCCAAAAAUCAUGGAGCUGGAAAUUAUUUUUCUUUAGAAAAUUUGGUUUAUCUUUUCGCAAGAUCUAUGUUUUCUUAAUUUCUUUAAACCACCCCCUUGUUUGCUUAGGAGAGAGUGAUAAUGUUGUUGGAUUUUUUUUGCUGCUUUUUUUAACUAAAGAUAAUUUCAAAUGAAGAAUAUAAGAAAGGAAUCUCUAAUUUGCAUGAAAUGUGCUCAAAGCUGUGUAAUUUGUCUGACAAUGUGGGUAUUUGAUUGGUUUAAAGAGUUUCUUAGAGCAUGGUGGGUAUUUGAUUCGCUUCGGUGUGAAAAAAUCCAACCACAGAUGCGCUAGUUAUACUUGUCUUGAUCUAUUUAUUAUUUCACUGCAUAUUCAAUUACUUAUACUUGCAUUGAGCUGGGGAUCUUAAUGAUGAUUUCGUUCACUUUUUCCUGUGAUGAGGAAGGAUUGUUACAUUGUAUGAAGCUCCUUAAUACUGGCGUUUCCUAAUCCAAAUGAUGAGGGGUGCACUGAUGAGUGUUAAUGGUGAAGAUAAAGAAUUACAAGAAUUGGCGCAGCGUCUACAAGUUGGGAAGAAAAUCCUUAUAGAUGGAGCUACCGGUGAGGAACAUGGAUUACAUGAGAAAGAUGCGUUGAAGGUUAAUGGAAUAGUUGAAGUAGUUAAGGCUGGACAAGGGGUGACAGUGAAAGGCCCUGUUGUCCAGCCUAUAGCAAAGCAACAGACUCGAGGGGCAAUUGUUUGUUGGGAGAGGUUUUUACAUCUUGGAUCCCUCAAGGUCUUGCUUGUGGAGAAUGAUAACUCUACUCGCCAUGUUGUUACCGCACUACUUUGCAAUUGUUGUUAUGAAGUUAUUGAAGCAGCAAAUGGAUUGCAAGCAUGGAAGAUGUUGGAGGAUAUAACUAAUCAUAUUGAUCUCAUUUUAACUGAGGUGGCAAUGCCUUGCUUAUCAGGAAUUGGUCUUCUAUCCAAAAUUAUGGGUCACCAAACACGGAAGAACAUUCCAGUGAUUAUGAUGUCAUCUCAUGACUCUAUGGGUUUAGUCUUUAAGUGCUUGUCAAAGGGUGCUGUUGACUUUCUUGUAAAACCCUUACGGAAGAAUGAGCUUAAAAACCUUUGGCAGCAUGUUUGGAGGCGAUGCCAUAGUUCUAGUGGAAGUGGGAGUGAAAGUAGCACACAAACCCAGAAGUCCAUAAAAUCAAAGAGUCUUGGGAAGUCGGGUAACUACACUGACAGCAAUGAUGAGGACAACAACAGAAGUGACGAUCUGAAUAGUAGGAAUGGAACUGACAAUGGUAGCGGAACUCAGACCUCCUGGACCAAACAAGCUGUUGAAGUUGACAGUUCCAAACAAGUGCCCCAGUGGGAUCAAAUAGUAGACUAUCCUGAUAGCACCUGUGCCCAAUUCGUUCGCUCUAAUGCUCAAACAUGUGAUGACAAGAUUGUUCCUUUGGCCACAAAGUGUUGUCUCAAACAUAAGCAACAAGUUGAUCAUUUGAAAGUCAAAGAGCUGAAAGUUGACUCAAGUAGAGAGCUUGACUUAACUUCUGACAACGGAAAUGUGGUUCCCAUCACUUCAGUACAAAAUCAAGGUAUCCAUCUUGAUGUAGGUUCCUCUAAAUUCAAUGGGCAGAUUAGUAGAGGGCAUCUGGAUCUUAAUUGUGAGAAUCCAUCUGGCAAGCUAAGUGCCAAUGGUCCUUCGGUGUCUGAUUUCAUUACCAGUGAAGAAUUUGAAGCCCAAAAUAGAAGAACCAAGCUCUCAGAUAUUGAAAAUAAAGCUACUAAUGAUGACGAGUUACCAUCUCCUGAGCUCAGUUUAAAGAGACUUAGUGGAGUAAAAGAGGCUGGAAUUAGAAUUCAGGACAAACGGAUUGUUGCAAGAUGUUCAGACCUUUCAUCCUUCUCAAGGUACAAUGAAAGCUCUAACACUAAGUCUCCCGCUGAGUGUGUUCGAACUGGAAGCAACUCUCCACACGACAAUAGCUUAGAAGUUACAAAGAAAGAUUUAUCACAUGAAAUUCAAUCUCAUUCUAAUGGCAACCCUCCCCACCGGAGCUCAAAUAUUGAUAUGGGUUCCACUUCUAAUAAUGCUUUUCCUAAAAUUAAAGUUUCAAGUGAACCAGUAGUAGCAUCAACAGCCAGAUGUUUGUACCAGGUAUCUGCUGUCCAGCCUAUAAGCAGCGACCUGUGUACCUUUCAACAAGUUGCGUUGCAUAAUAACAAGGAUAUGGCUACUGUCACAAUGCUAGCACCAAAAGGAGGCACACGGAAGGAUUCUCCAGCUGAGGACUUUCCUUACCAAUUUGAAAACUUUGACAGUAUAGCUGACAAGCAUUACCUACCUGACCAAGUUGAUUCAACAUUAAAGGAAAUAGCUGCAGCUGCACCACAUUAUGGGUCAUCUAAUGUAGUGGAAUUGCUGGUUGAAUGUAAUUCUGGAGAUAACAGUACCAAGAGAAGUGCAAUGGGCGGCAACAAUGGAAGCAACGGACUAAAUGGGAGCAACACUGCAGUUGAUGACAGAGGGACAAACAUAAAGGGUGACAAUGGAAUUGCAGAAAAUAAUGGAACUGAUGAUGCUAGUGGGAGUGGCAAUAAGAGUGCUAACAAGGUAGAUCAAAGCAAGACUUCCAAAAGAGAAGCGUCCUUAAGUAAGUUUCACCGUAAGAGAAAGGAGAGUUCCAUCCAUAAAAAGGUCCAACAUCGAAGUAGAAAGAAACCAGCUGAACAACAGCCUCGCUUUUGUGGACAAUUUGUUCACAAGUCCACAUACGAAAAUGCACCAGAGGCAGAAGACGAUUGAUAGAUGGCAUUUGUCCGAGUGGCAUAAUGAUAAGGACAUACGGUGAAAAUGGUCAAGAAGCCUUUGUGUAAAAUGUGAGCAUUCGUGCCUUUCACCCCUUGUGUUAUUGUAAAAUAGAUUACUGUCACUCCAGUUUUUUUAUUCGGUAUCUGCGGUUCAAUUUACGGCAAGGAGUCUUUUUAUGGACAUUGUUAUGCUGACUGGACACUUUGAUAACUCCCUUAUAGCGACUUCAAAAUUGCUAAUAAUCUUUCUCAUUUACACUGCUGAAUGAAAAUGUGAAUAGUUCAUUCUUUGA
Prosopis cineraria is the source of this 3651-nucleotide messenger RNA. RefSeq names its product two-component response regulator-like APRR7. Lineage: Eukaryota; Viridiplantae; Streptophyta; Magnoliopsida; Fabales; Fabaceae. Gene Ontology annotation, molecular function: protein binding. The coding region runs from base 1047 to 3353 and encodes 768 amino acids. Gene Ontology annotation, biological process: phosphorelay signal transduction system; cytokinin-activated signaling pathway. The transcript has 8 exons. The record is from RefSeq and is a predicted model, not a curated record.